AUGGCUUUUGCUCUCAUGUCGAGCGCUGUUUUGAGCAGCCUUGCAGGUGUUGUGGUCGCCCAUGUGAAUGUCUUCCAUGCCCGACAAGACGUGCAGACCACAUCAGACCUUUCGUAUUCGGCGUUGUAUUCGUCCUGCACGAACUAUGCGGCCACAUGCCCCCCUAUCGUGAGCUCCUGCGUCGGCAACUUCUGCGCCUCCUGUGCUUCCCUGGGAGGUAGCGCGUUCAUCUCGUGUUGCGAUCAAACCACGGCGGCUGAUUGCUUCUCGUCGCUGUUGCUUGCUACCACGACGACCACCGACGAUACCACUUCUUCAAGAGCCGGGACCGGGUCAAUCACAGGCACAGCAUCCAUGCCCGUCGACUCGUACUCGGCCAGUUGUUUGCAGGUCUUUUCCUUAAUUGAGUCAUGUGCUGCGGCGACUUCUGGCUUCACUUCCUUGGAUGAUGGUGAUCAAGCCAGUUGCCUCUGUUACUCCGGCUCAGCCUAUAACCCAGGCCCAUUCGACCAGCUCCAGAGCGCAUGCAUUACCUACGCGUCCACUGCGGACCCAAGUGGUCUUUCCGUAUAUCAGGCGGCGGCGGGGCUCUGUACUCGGGUCGGGAAUGUGAGGAGCGCAACAGCAACCAUCAGCAUCACAGAGCCGCCAGCCCCAGCCCCUACCACGUCUAUCCCUGUGGCUACUCACACGCUGUCUUCACUUACCUCAAGUACUGCAACAACCUCAAUCCCCGUGGCAAGCGGGGCUUCUUCCAGACAAAAUGUGAGUACUUCUUCCGAGGGAUAUGCAUCUUCUAACCAAAGGUUCAGGUUCCUGCGGGUUGGCUCCUGCUCCAACUAUUUUGGUUGUUCUGAAUCUCUUCCAAGCGUACAGCUGUUGGAGCCUACUCGAAUGAACAGCUCGGUGCCUGAGGCUGGAUGA
Fonsecaea pedrosoi CBS 271.37 is the source of this 924-nucleotide messenger RNA. RefSeq lists its product as uncharacterized. The coding region runs from base 1 to 924 and encodes 307 amino acids. The record is from RefSeq and is a predicted model, not a curated record. The transcript is spliced from 2 exons. NCBI's taxonomy places the organism in Eukaryota, Fungi, Ascomycota, Eurotiomycetes, Chaetothyriales, Herpotrichiellaceae.